Arabis nemorensis is the source of this 705-nucleotide messenger RNA. The record is from the annotation of a GenBank genome assembly. NCBI's taxonomy places the organism in Eukaryota, Viridiplantae, Streptophyta, Magnoliopsida, Brassicales, Brassicaceae.
AUGACGACGAUUGCUUUGUGUCAGUCCGAUUCGGAAGAUACUGGGUUUGAAGUUUCCGAUGUUAGUGAAGAAGAGAGUGAUGUAGAGGAAGUGUUUGGUUUGGAACUUACUUCAGCUCCUGGAAUUGAAACCCUUUGCGUUUUCCCUAAAAACACCGCAAAAAUAAUUAAAGCUGGAGCUGAGACUGAGCUGCUAGUUGGAAUGAAAAAUGAUGGUCAAUCCAGUGUAGAUAUUGUUGCUGUUAAAGGCAGUUUACAUCUUCCUUUUGAUCAGAAGCCUCUGGUUCAGAAUCUCACCGCUCUGAGCUUCAGCAACGCAUCUGUUCCAACUUCCGCUCAAGCUACCUUCCCAUAUACUUUUGCUGUCAGCAAGUUCCUACAGGCGGGUGCUUUUGAUCUAGUUGGCACCAUCAUCUAUGAGAUAGAUGGUAAGCCAUACCAAAGCACAUUUUACAAUGGAACCAUCGAAGUUAUUGAAGACGGUCCUCUCUUCAGGAUGGAGUCAGUCUUCCUUAGCGGCGUUUUAAUUUCGGUUAUCAUUGUUCUUAUCAUCUAUAUCCAAAAUGGUCUGCGGCAUAUGACCAAGAAAACAAAGAGAUCACCAAAAGUUGAAGUUGGAACUGCAACUAAAGAUGCUUCGCUUGACGAAUGGCUUGAGGGUACUGCGUACACUCGAUCUUCGAGCAAGUCAAAGAAGAAGAAGUAG